This is a messenger RNA of Vitrella brassicaformis, 739 nucleotides long. The record is from the annotation of a GenBank genome assembly. Lineage: Eukaryota; Vitrellaceae.
CUCAGGGAGUGAGUCAGUGUGUCGGUUCCUCUGUUGGUACCCUCACAAGUUGAGGACGUCCUUCUUGGUCGACAGGGCGAUGGCAGCCGCCUCGUCGAUGAGGUCGUCGGGCACACCGAGAUCAUUGAGCGUGGCAGCCAGAUUCUCCAUCACUGCAGAACACGCGCACCGCAAUGCAGCCAGUGACACACGGAUGGAUGGAUGCCUGAACAGACAAAUGGCUUCCUACCUACCCGCGUCAAAAUGCGUUUCGUUCAUGCCUUGAGAGACUGGCUUCUUGUGCGCCUCUCGCAUGCUUCUGCCUGGAAAGACACCCAGACAUGAUUGUUGAGUUCUGUUCUGGCCCUCGUCGUUGUGCUCGUUACCGUUGUACUUGUUCGUGCCACCGAACGCGAAGGUCAGAAACCGACCGAAGUGGGCUUUCUGCUUGACCAUGUCCUGACACACACGUAUGCACCAAAAUUCAUGCAGGAGACCAAAGGGAGCCCACACCGUUUCUGCGAAGAAGCGGUUGACCCGCUCGUCCUGUACAGAGCACACACGAACACCCCACACGUACUGCACCCCCACGUGUGGCAGAUGGGGCGUCUGUACCGCCAACAUGCGUUCGUAGAACUUUUCGGUGGCGGUCUUCACCGCAUCAGCGCCCCCGAUUCUCACAAACAGAGACUCCGGAGAUGGAGUGAACUGAGUGUCCACUUGUGCCUGAGCCAUUUGAAGCAGCGGGGAGGGACGGGAG